UGUACCGCUCUGGGCAAGGGCUGGACAUCCGACGUCGCCCUGAGGUUUUUCUUUGGCUGGUUGUGCGCCUGUGCGAAAAAAGGCCUCGAUCCCUGGUUUGAGGACGCGUUUAGGAAACUCUAGGGCGCCACCGUCCAGGGUCUGGGGUGCGCCAAGUGGGGAAGGUGUGGGGCUCCUUUUUGCGCCUUUGCGCCUACGGGCGAUGCCUGCGAGCGAUCGUCCCCGCCUCCUCGGGCCUCGGCGUUGACGGAAAUAGAAUGGGCGGCCCUGUGGGGCGUCCGCCGGGACCGCCGCAAGAGCUUCCCAGUAAGGGCCUUGAGCGUGUUUCCACCAUAAUGCGCGAGAGACCGAGGUUCCGAGGGCCUGCCCGCAGCCCAGGGUCCUCCUGUCGUGCCGGGGGACUGAGGGCGGAGGAGGUGCUGUUCCAGCGGGCCACUCCCAACGGGUGCGCGCGCGCCCUCUUCCUCCCCGGCCCCCCACGGGUUGGCGUGGGACCAGCACCGCUACCGAUGUCUUUGGCGAGUGAAGGGUCCACUUGCCGAAGCCGGGCAGUCCUACCCCCAAGUUCCUGGAGCCCCAGCGUUAGCGGAUGAGUGUGCCUUGGGAUUCCUGCCGCUUUCAUUUCCUUGUCUGGGAUGAUGGGAGUCACUUUCACUUUGUGCCUUCGUGCUCCAGAUUACUGGCUGGACACCUGAGAUAUUGUCAGCAGUACCAGAUUCCUCAUCACCACCAACUCCAGCAGUCAGCUGCCCUCGGAGAUGGAAGAGAGGGCACGAGCAAGUGAGGUUCUGGUCCCCGCAGCACUCAAGAAUGGAACCAUGGGAACUAGCAUGCAGUAAGGAUGCUGGUGGCUACCUUCUGGCUCCCAGCUCUACGAUGGGUAACGUCAUUGUACCAUUUCAUGUACGAAGAUGAAGGACCCUGACAACAAAACCUAAAACAAACCCUCACACUAGAGCAACAAAGAGGAAAGCUCUCGUUCUCCAGCAGUCGUGGGCGUGUACUGAGACUGCCCUUCCUUUUGUUUUCACGUGUGGCAGAAACUCAGGUUGGUCCCCAGGAGACAGGACCAAGGCAUCAAUAUCCUGAUGUGCCAGCCACACCUAGACGACCCAAAGACAGGCAAGUCUGGGAAAGUACAUUUUGCGCGGUCCAGUUUAGCAGGGAAAACAGAUGGCUUAGCAAAGUGUCAGAAAACAAUCCAGACUCCAGAAAAAUUUAGCCUAGGGGCUUGCAAAUCUGAUGUUAACCCCUUUACAAAACACGGAGAGGUCAAUCCAGGGCACAGGCCUCCAGAGGUAGAGCCAGGCUCUGUGCCAAAGCACCGUCCCUCCUAACUCGCCCCUCUCAUCAGGCUAUGUCCUUUUAUUUAUUUGUUUAUUUAUUUAUUUAUUCAUUUAAAAAAUUUUUUUAAUGUUUAUUUAUUUUUGAGAGGGAUAUAUAUAUUUUGAGAAUAUAUAUGUUUAUAUAUUUUGAGAGGGAGAGAACGAGCACGGGAGGGCAGAGAGAGAGGGAGAUUCAGAAUCUGAAGCCGACUCCAGGGUCUGAGCUGUCAGCAAGGAGCCGGACGACGGACCAAACUCACAAACCCCGGUAUCAUGACUUGAGCCGAAGUCGGCUGCUCAACCAACUGAGCCACCCAGGGACCCCUAUCAGGCUUUGUCUUUUUUUUUUUUUUCCCCCCCUUCACGCUUUGUCUUUAAAGCCCGGUGCCGGGGUCGCCUCCUGGGACCUCAGCAAUUUCCGCUUCUGCCCGUCCCGCGUUAAGUCUAGUCCGCCGCGUGGGCGAGUGUCUAGAGCCCAGGACCCCGAGCGCAGGACGCCCGGCCGGGCGAUCGCACACUUCACUCCCCGGGAUCCACGGAAGCUGGGGAGCGCCUGCGGGACUCCAUUUCCCAGCGCGCCGCGCGGGGAUGCCUAGACGUUGCCGCGGAUAUCAAGCAGGGCUCCGCCCGCGCGGGACGGGAACUGCGCUUCCCAGAAGCCGCCGCGCGUGCGUCCGCAGCGUGCACUGGGCCUAUGAGGACUUUCGGGGGCUGGACUUCCGGCGUCCCGGACUGUCACUUUGCUACCGGGCGUUGGGCCACACCGGUAUUGGUGAACUGGAGCGCCGCGAGCCCCCAGGCGGGUUUCUUAGAAGGUUUGGAGACCCGAGGCGAGGGCUGGGAGGAAGACCCGAGCGGUGGACCGUCUCGCGCACGCCCUGAUUGCGGGCGACGGUCGCGCCCCGAGCCCAGGCUUCUCCGUGAGGAGCCUGGGCCGCUCCGCGGGGCUGUGGGGCGGCGCCCCGAGUCACGUGCUGUCCGACCCCGGGACGGCGGGGGAGGCGGCGCCCUGAGCGACCCUGCCUUAGACGGCCCGGGAGGCUGAGACCAGGAGCCGGCGAGCCCGUGUUGUCCGUCUCUUUCUGCGAGUCCCCAAGUACAGGUUCUGAUGGCGACCGCGGCGCUGACAGACCGGGCCCAGGCCCCGGCGUUCAGGCCAGUGGAGCGUGCACGUGUGAGAUCCCCGCUUCUGGCAGCCAAGGGAGUGAGGUGUAGAAGGAAGUUCCAAGCAGAGGGUCCCGCACGUGCAAAAGCUGGGAGGGGAGACUGAGCCUAGGUGGUUCCGGAGCUGAGCUUCCUGACGUGAGCACGGGAGAGAAAUGGCAGGCUUGAGUUGCAUCGGGGGCCAUGGGAUGAUUCUAACAGAGCCUGGAUAUGCGUUAAGUUAGAGACUUUAAAGUAACCCACCGUUUGCUUGGCGGAGAAAUGACGCAGAGCGGGUGGCUGUGUGCAGGGAGCAGGCAGCACCACAGUCCAGGUGGCCGAAGACGGCACCCGCUGCACGCGGGGCCAGUGGAGAUGGGAAAGUGGCUGGAUUCUGGAACGAUCUGAUGUCUCAGGGCCUGAUGGCCUUUGAGGAUGUGGCCGUGUACUUCUCCCAGGAGGAGUGGGAGCUCCUGGACGCAGCCCAGAGGGCCUUGUACUGCCAUGUGAUGUUAGAGAACUUCGCGCUUGUGUCCUCACUGGGACUCUCUGCCUCACGACCCCGGGUGGUCCUGCAGCUUGAGCGUGGCGAGGAGCCCUGGGUUCUCAGUGGGACAGUUGUGACACCAGCCAGGAAUGCUCAGAGAAAGCCCAGCCCUGGUCCCUGUCAUCUGGCAUAUGACAAGGUUGUUCCUGAAGCAGCUUUGCCAGUGACCUUCCAGAAUGGCUCCCUUCCAGCACCUACCUUCACAGGCACCUGCGAACGUGGGAAAAGCUCAGUGGGUUGGCAGGCCACCUCCCUCUCUCAGGAGAAAAAGUCCACAGGUGUGUCGGUAAUCUAUUGGGAAAGGCUCCUGCUGGGUCCUGGCAGCGGGGAAGCCAAUGUCAGUCUGCGGUUAACCUCUCCACUGAGGACUCCUGAGGAUAGCCCGCCUCGGGAGAAAGCCCUCAUGAACCGCCCCAUGCCAGACAAGCAGCCGAGGCCAUAUGGGGGCCAGAAGCCAUUUGGGCAGGAUGGCUCUGGAAGAGGCUGCCCCAAAAUUCCAGAAUUUGAGGCUAGUCUCACCUCUGGGGAAAGAGAAAAGGGUGGAACUAGCCUCAAGCCUCAUGGACUCCCUGCUAGCCAAGAACCCCCUACCUGGGAUCAGCUGGGCAAGGCCCUCCACACAGGCCCCAGCUUCCUCUCCGGGGAGAAGCCCUUCGAAUGCAGGGCGUGCACCAAAGUGUUUCUGAAGAGCUCCGACCUGCUCAAGCACCUGCGCACCCACACUGGAGAGCGGCCAUACGAAUGCUCUCAGUGUGGCAAGGCCUUCAGCCAGACAUCACACCUGACGCAGCACCAGCGCAUCCACAGCGGUGAGACACCCUAUGCGUGCCCGGCCUGUGGCAAGGCCUUCAGGCAUAGCUCCUCGCUGGUGCGGCACCAGCGCAUACACACCGCUGAGAAGUCCUUCCGCUGCAGCGAGUGCGGCAAGGCCUUCAGCCACGGCUCCAACCUCAGCCAGCACCGCAAGAUCCACGCAGGCGGGCGGCCCUACGCAUGUGCUCAGUGUGGCCGCCGUUUCUGCCGCAACUCGCACCUGAUCCAGCACGAGCGCACGCACACGGGUGAGAAGCCUUACACCUGUGCCCUUUGUGGUGCCGCCUUCAGCCAGGGUUCCUCCCUCUUCAAGCACCAGCGCGUGCACACGGGUGAGAAGCCCUUCGCCUGCACACAGUGUGGCCGCGCCUUCAGCCACAGCUCUAACCUCACGCAGCACCAGCUGCUGCACACUGGGGAGCGGCCCUUCCGCUGCGGGGACUGUGGCAAGGCUUUCGCCAAGGGCGCAGUGUUGCUCAGCCACCGACGCAUCCACACGGGCGAGAAGCCCUUUGUGUGCGCACACUGUGGCCGUGCCUUCCGCGAGCGCCCGGCCCUGUUCCACCACCAGAGGAUCCACACGGGAGAGAAGCCCGUGCGGCGACCUCGGCGUGGGGCGGGCCUGUGCCCCCAAGCCAGGCCUUCUUCAGGAGCACCGUCAGAGGGCACGCUGGGCAGAGUAGCCGGGCCCACUCCCACCUCGGGCCCACCGGCAGUUUCGAAGCCUGCUGACGCCUGAGCUCACAGCUGCAGCCUCCCCCAGGCUGUGGGAAAAUGCCCUUGUGCCCUGUGCAUUCUGGAGAAGCCCUGUGCGUGCCCUGUGGUGCCGUCUGCACAUGGUGACGAUAUUUGCCAUUUCAGCACCAGCUCACUCCAACUCUAAGAGAUCUGACUACAGAAAGAUCAGGGGCAUGGACGUCGAGGCUGGGACUUUGGUGGGCAGAGACUGGGCAAUCAGAGUGCCGCUUCAUGCCUGUUAUGACUGUGAGCACUCAGGUGAGGAGGGGAAUGCUGGAAUGUUGGGGAGGCAGUCCUAGAAAUUUCUGACGCCCGCGCACAUACUGGCCAACAGGCUGGCCCUCAGGAUAUUCUCUCAAGACCUCAGUUCAUCAGAGGCUUCUGGGAGCAGGCCCAGUGGAUAGGAAGUCAGGUUGGGGUCUGGUGUUGGCCUUGGGCUCUGAGCCUCAGUUUCCACCUCUGGGGAAAAGAAAGGAAGAGAGAGGGAGAGAGAGUCAGGCUACAGAGGGUAUUUGCAGCACCGUGACAAGCAGGAUCUCGAUAAGGGCCAACAUGUGCCAACUGCCAGCCCUGUGAGAUGGCUACUAUGGCUGGUAUCCCCACUUCUCAGUUGAGGAAACUGAGGCAGAGAGUGGGAGUGUGCUGCUGCACAGAGCAGAGCCCAGGACUUAAAUCCAGGUCACAGGCCCAGCUCAUCUCUCUGCCCCCAUGCUCUGGCACUCGUGCUCUAGUCUGCCAGUGUGAAGGCUGGGCGAUGCCAGGCCUGGCUUCCUGCACAUGGCAGUCCCACAGGACGUGGAGGAAGUAGAGGUGGAGGUCCCUGGGGUGGGAGGAGGGAGACAAACAUCAAUGUGUUCGUUCAGGUUUCACCCAAGCCUCAGCCCUGGCCAUGCCCUGUUGUUGCCAAAGUCACCAUUACAGGGGUGUUUAUAUCCCCACUGCCCUGGUGACAGGUGACCACGAUAACAGGUUGGAGGAGACCAGAUGGGACUACGUGUUUCUGCAGGGUCAGUGGGCAGGUGCCCACCUGUUCUCUUCCCUCAGUUGGAAAGAGGAUUUGCUGUUACCUAAGGCCACGUGUGUGUGAUGCCCUCCCAUCAUGGGACACCUCCACGUGGCUGGGACACGUGGUGGACUGGGGCCCAGGUUUCUCCCUGUGGCCCUCAGCAGAGCAGGCCCUGUCUUGACCUCAGGCCUCACCCCUAGGGAUGUUAGUGGUCUCUUUUCUUGGGAACAAAAAAGAAAAGACCAAAAAUUAUAAGUUGGAGUGGAUGUACAUUGUGUAAAUCCCUGCACAGCACUGUGGAAAUCCACAACCUCAGUCUCUUCUCCCAGCCUCCAGGUCAUGGUUCAGACAGCUUUAACAACACAGUCUAGAGAGGCUUCCUGAUAAAAAUUUCUUUGUCAAACAUG
Acinonyx jubatus (cheetah) is the source of this 5979-nucleotide messenger RNA. RefSeq names its product zinc finger protein 324A. The coding region runs from base 2876 to 4567 and encodes 563 amino acids. Gene Ontology annotation, molecular function: RNA polymerase II cis-regulatory region sequence-specific DNA binding; DNA-binding transcription factor activity, RNA polymerase II-specific. NCBI's taxonomy places the organism in Eukaryota, Metazoa, Chordata, Mammalia, Carnivora, Felidae. The record is from RefSeq and is a predicted model, not a curated record. Gene Ontology annotation, biological process: regulation of transcription by RNA polymerase II. Gene Ontology annotation, cellular component: nucleus. The transcript is spliced from 7 exons.